UAUUAAUUUCCAUGAAAAAUACAGUCAAAUCAGCAUAAUCCGGUUGAUUGCAGGCACCCCAAUUCUUCAUCCUCAGCUUUGAUUCAUUGGGUGUUGUCUUCUCCGUCUCUCUCUGGUCGGAAACAUGGGCUUGUUUGUCGCCUUUUUCGUCUUCUCCGGGCUGAUUGUUCCCUCCUCCGGUUUUCUCUACACUGACUCCAUCUUCCCAAACUUCACUGUUUCGUACAUUCAAUUGAUCGACAACGAUGGCGCCUUCUUGCAAUCUCUCAAUGGGACCUUCAUAGCCGCCAUUUCAAACAACCCAGACCCAUAUCGGUUCUAUUUCUCGGUCAUCCACUCAGCUUCCAACACCGUCAUCUGGACGGCGAACGGCGACGAACCCAUAUCGAACACGGCCUGGCUUUUGCUGACUUGUAACGGACUCGUCAUCACCGAUGACUCUGAUCGGAUUGUCUGGUCAACCCCAAGGUUUGAUUCUCCGGUUAGGUCCAUUCAACUUGAUGAAUCCGGCAAUCUCGUUCUGAAAGACCAACAAAACGUUUCAUUGUGGGAAAGCUUCGAUUACCCUACUGACACUCUUGUGAUGGGGCAAAGAUUGGCCGUCGGAGUAGACUUGUUUGCCGGUGAUUACCGGGUUUUGGUAACCGGUUUCGACGGUGUUUUGGAGUGGAAUGGGAUGACUUAUUGGCAGUUUUCGAUGGACGAUCGGGCGUUCACCGACUUGAAUUUGCAGGCGACUUUCGUGUCGGUGAACGGCAGUGGUUUGUAUUGGUUCGGAGACGAUGGUUCGACGGUGGUCUUCAAGGUGACAUUAGCACCUAUUGAUGCCACAGGAUCGGGUUUCGUGUUUGCCAAGUUAGGGUCCAAUGGGAAGUUCACAAUCAGCAGCUUUGAUGGGAACAAAUUCGUUCAGAACUUACAACUUCCAGCUGAAGAUUUCAGAAUUCCAUCCAUUUGUGGGAGAAUCCGUUUAUAUGACAGUGCUGGAACGUGUUCGUGUCCGUCCGGUUUCCAUAAUGGAAUCGACGGUUGCAUGCCGAUUAAUCCAUUUUACACUUUGCCUGAAGCUUGCAACGCAGGUAACUCUUAUGUUAAUGAAACCAGUGAUCAGGUUUCCUAUAUGAAAAUUGGGGAUGGCAUAGACUAUUUCUUGACCGAUUUCGUCGAGCCCCUUCGUCGACGGAUCAAUGUAUCCUACUGCCAAUUGCUAUGCUCUCUGAACUGUUCUUGCCUAGGGGUUCUUUAUGGAAACUCUUCUGGUUCUUGUUAUCAUGUUCGGAAUAAUGUUGGAUCCAUCUUUUCGAGCAUCUUAGGUCUCGGGCAAGAAGCUUUUUCAGGCUACAUAAAGACCGUGACUCAAUCUUCUAAUGUAAACCCGAGUUCUAAGGCUGGUGCUGGUCGUAAAUUAUCGAUUACAGGUUCGGUCCUGCUAUCUUCAGCAGGGGUUUUCGUACUAAUUGUCAUUGUUGUAGGAUUCUUAUGGUGGCGAAGAAGAAAAGGGCAUUCUGGGGCUGCAGUAGUAAGAUUAGGCUCUAAGAACUCGAUUUCGGAUGAGAUCGAUUUAUUAUCUAUUGCAGAUUUACCAGUGAAGUAUGAAUACGAGGAACUUGCAACUGCGACUGACAACUUCAAGGCACAAAUUGGAAGCGGUGGCUUCGGAACUGUGUAUAAAGGUGUUUUACCGAACGAAUCGGUUGUGGCAGUGAAGAAGAUCACCAAUUUGGGAGUUGAAGGAAAGAAAGAUUUUUGCACUGAGAUCGCCAUCAUAGGAAACAUUCACCAUAUCAAUCUUGUUAAGCUGAAAGGAUUUUGUUUGAGAGGCAAGCAACGAUUUUUGGUACUCGAAUACAUGAACAAGGGAUCUUUGGACCGUGUUAUGUUCGACGAUGAAUCACCGGUUCUCGAAUGGAAAGAAAGAUUGGAAAUCGCUAUCGGGACGGCAUGUGCACUUGCUUAUUUGCACAGUGGGUGCCAACACAAGAUCAUCCAUUGUGAUGUGAAACCAGAAAACAUUCUGCUACACGUUGAUGAAAAUUUAAACCAAAAUUUACAAGUGAAGAUGUCGGAUUUCGGGAUUUCGAAGCUACUAUCUCCCGAACAGUCGAACCUGCUUACGACAUUGAGGGGAACACGAGGAUAUCUGGCUCCCGAAUGGCUAACAAGCUCUGGUAUUUCCGACAAGUGCGACGUCUUCAGCUAUGGGAUGGUUUUACUCGAAAUCGUGAGAGGAGGAAGGAAUUUCUCAAUACAACCACAAACCAUCAAUUCACGUUGUUCGCCGUUAUCGAUUCCGAAACUCCGGAGACUGUACUUUCCAUUACUGGCAUUGGAAAUGCAUGAGCAGAAGAGAUAUAUGGACCUUGUGGAUCCGAGAUUGGAAGGAAGAGCAGAGAGCGAGGAAGUCGAGAGGCUCGUGCGAGUGGCCUUAUGUUGCCUGCAGAUGGAGCCGUCUCGGAGGCCGACUAUGUCGAAUGUGGUCCGCAUGUUGGAAGGAAGUCUUCCGGCGGGGCGGCCAAGAAUCGAAUCGUUGAACUUUUUGCGAUACUACGGCAGUCAAUAUGCCGAAGCAGUGACCAAUUCCAGUGAUGGAGGCAAUGGGCUAAGUGAAUUCAUUUUGGCCUCUGAUCACCCAUUGGACAACUGUUAGUUCAUGUUCAUUGGACCAAGUAAAUUAUGUUUAAUUUUUAUU
Messenger RNA from Hibiscus syriacus, 2689 nucleotides. Its product is annotated as G-type lectin S-receptor-like serine/threonine-protein kinase At5g35370. Bases 125 to 2647 code for a protein of 840 amino acids. Lineage: Eukaryota; Viridiplantae; Streptophyta; Magnoliopsida; Malvales; Malvaceae. Gene Ontology annotation, biological process: protein phosphorylation. The record is from RefSeq and is a predicted model, not a curated record. The transcript has a single exon. Gene Ontology annotation, molecular function: ATP binding; protein serine/threonine kinase activity.